GCUGCACGUGGAAGAGGGAGGAGUCCUCGCUGGAGCGUGGGUGGGGGGAGGGAGCAAGGCUGUCGGGGUCACAGGUGGCCUGUCUCCCUGUCCUACUGUGUGGUACAGUCAUCGCUUCCUGUGCCGUCACAUGGAAAAGGUACAAUGUGGUGGUGUAAUCCCACGGGGCCACUGCGUGUACGUGGCCCAGCCUUGGCUGGCCGUGAACGUAGCUCUUUCCGGAGGGGCUGUGCUUUGUCUUCCCUGUGCUGUGUGUCCGGAGGGUGACGUGACGGGUCAGUGUAAUUCCCGUGGCUUCAGGACACCAGGUACAUGCUCUGCUGAUAACUUUCCUUUUUGGAUCCUCGCUUGUAGGCCCGAGAAGGAAGGAUAGUGGAGCUGGAGACCGAGAAUGCUGUUCUGCAUCUGAAGCUGGCAGAGGUAGGACUUUGUAACCGUCUGGUGGAUUUAGUUGAAUUAUAUCCCGUGUAGGGACUGUGUGGAGUCGGUUUUGAGCUCUUGGGGAAGAAGUAAGUUGAGGUGACUGUUCCUCCUUCUCCUUGUUCCGCCUGCGGAGGUGCUGGGAGCCCCGCAGUUGGCGUGCGCUGUCUUCCUACGCUGGAGCAGGGUGAGUUCCAGAUUCCUGUCUCUCUCUUGUGCUCACAGUGCUUAACAUUUAAUGGGAGAUAAAUUAAUGAGUAAGAAAUAAAUUACCUGUGCUUUAAAAAAAAAAACCAGCUUUAUUGAGGUAUAGUUUAUGUACCAUAAAUUCGCCCAUUUUAAGUGUACGAGUCAAUGCUUAGUGACUUUACAGUUGUGCAGCUGCCUUGGUCCAUUUGUGCUGUUGUAACAAAUGGCCCAGACUGAGUAAUUGAUGAAGAACGGAGACUUCUUGCUCCCAGUGCUGGAGGCUGGAAGCCCAAGACCGAGGUGCCGACCGGUCGGUGUCUGGCGAGGCCCUUCUGCCCCGCCCGUGGUCCUAUCCAGGCUCUGUCAGCUGGCGGAACAGCCGGGGACCCCAAAGGGCCUGGGAGGGCCCCCUGCAGCCCUUGCGUGUGGCACUAACCGGUUCCCCAAGGUCCCCGCCUCGUGACAACACCACGGUGGGCUGAACUGGAGGGGACACACUCGAACCAGAGCAGCCACCACCGCCAUAGUGCAGUGGUUGGCAUCCCCGUCACCCCGAGAGACCGCCUGCCAGUUUGUGCUCACCCCCUUUCCCGCGGCGGCGCCGGGAGACCAGCUUCUGGGAGGUCGGCGGAUUUGGCCGUGGGAGAUGAACCCUCGAGGGCUUCAGUGAUCCUGCACCUGUCAUCGCGUCACUGCACCAAACCAAAGUCCUUCAAGCAGCUCUGCCGUCCUUUCUUGCGGGUUUGUUCUUAACAUUUCAGAGAACGGGGACACACAGCACUUCCCUGGGCGGAUGCUGAUUCAUGUUGUUCCCACAGAAUUUGCCGUUGCCCCUGUGGCCGGCUGGGAAGGGGCCCGGCACAGCCAUAGGUCCUGACCGCGGGCCCGGCCGAGCCCCUGUGUGGAAGUCGGCCUUUUGUGGAUGUGAUUGACGGGAAGGCCCCGGGCUGUCUGGUGGAUUCCGCCCUAAAGGCUGCACGAGGGCCCCCAGGCGAGGGCGGCCGAGGGGAUUGGACGCGUGUGAGGAGACAGUGAUGCAGGGAUGGAGGGGGACGGAGAGGCAGACGCGGGGCUCGAGGACCAGGCACACAACCGCCAGCCAAGCAACGCCGGCAUCCGUGGGAACCUCCCCGAGCCCUCAGCGGGAGCAGGCCCUGCGACACCUGCCUCCAGAGCUGCGAGACGGUGGAUUUCCGUUGUUUUUCACAUCCUCCAGUGUCAAGAGAGGAUCGGAGAGAAUCGCAGCGAGGCCACGCGCUCUCUGGCCGGUGACGGCCGGCAGCAGCCGCUGCGGAGGAGUUGGUGUCCGGCCCUAAACCAGCUCUGUCAGGGAGUUCGGAGACUUAAAGAGGACCUAAAGGAGUUUCAUGCUUCUUCUCUGGUGCUUCUGAGGAGUUGCCAGGCUGAGUGUGAGGCCUGUGUUUCUGCCGUGGCCACCACGGCUGGGAGAACGAGGCUGGACGCGGAGGCUCUGCAGGCGUGUCAGGCCACGGCAGCCCGUCUGGAGCAGUCCCUGCAGGAGAGCAGAGCGCGCUACCGAGCGGAGAGGCAGAGAAGGAGGCUCCUCCACAACACGCUGGUGGAACUGCGCGGAAACCUGCGGGUGCACUGUCGGAUUCGCCCUUUGCUGCCUCUGGAUAACGAAUCCGGUGACGCGGUUUCCCAGAGCAGCGCCGUCUCUGCAGAAGUGGUUCGUGCAGUUGAUGAUGAAACAGUCCUGGUGAAAUGCAAUCGUCCUGGUCACCCUCCCAUUAAUAAGAUGUAUAAUUUUGACAGAGUUUACGGUCCAGCAGAGUCUCAGAGCGUGGUAUUUGGAGAUGUGUGCCCCCUCCUCACGUCUCUGUUAGACGGGUACAACGUCUGUAUCAUGGCGUACGGACAGACGGGCAGUGGCAAGAGCUAUACCAUGUUGGGGCCACAUUCGAAGGGCGGAGAGUCCCACAGUGACGUGGGAAUCGUCCCCAGAGCUGUGGAGGAGCUCUUCAGGCUUAUUUCAGAAAACCCACCAAGCCCAGAGGUUGAGGUUUCCAUAGUGGAAGUUUAUAACAACGACAUUGUUGACCUUCUGGCCAAAGACAGCCCAGCAGUGACGUCCGGGGCCAAGCGUGAGGUGACAGCAGCUGGGGACACAAGAAAGGAAGCCGCUCCCCCGACCUGCGAGGCAGUGGGCAGUGCCUCGGAACUCCUGCGGCUGGUGCGUGGGGGUCUGCGGCGCAGGGCGAGGCUCCCCACCCUCGUGCACAGGGAUUCAUCCAGGUCUCACCUGAUCGUAACGGUGACGGUGACCACAGCCCUCAGCCCCGACAGCACCGACCCUCCGACGGGGGCAGGAAGGAGGAGCAGCGUGUGUGGCCCAGCCCGGCCCCCGCGGCCCCCAGGACGGGCGGAGCAGGCGAGCGCCAGGCUGCAGCUGGUGGAUCUGGCCGGCAGCGAGUGCGCAGGCGUGUCCGGGGCCACCGGGCCGGCCCUGAGGGAGACCUCCUGGAUCAACCGCAGCCUCGCGGCCCUCGCAGACGUCCUGGGCGCCUUGUCGGAGCACCGCGGCCACGUCCCCUACCGGAACAGCAGGCUCACCCACCUCCUCCAGGACUCCAUCGGAGGUGACGCAAAGUUCCUGGUGCUCCUGUGCGUGUCCCCCAGCCAGAAGCACGUGGCACAGACGCUUCAGGGCCUGGGGUUUGGGACCCGCGCGCGGCAGGUCGAGCGUGGCCAGGCCAGACGGCGGCCCCGCUCCCGCACGGGGGCCGUGUGACGGCUUGAAGGUGCUAAUGAGCCUCCGUCCCCUGAAUCGUGUUUCUUCCCGUUGCUCUGUGACGUCUGUGCCCUUGGAAAUAAACGGCUUCCCAGGCCCUGACAGACCCGGUUCUGCCCGAGGGAACCGCGGGAAACGCUGACGGGAGACCCAGGCGCAGCGGGGGCCGGCAGGGCGAGCAGGCUGCUCAGACCCCUGCACGGGCGCCCGGCGGCACAGGUGCCCACAGGUGCGGGGCCGGGCUGUCUGCCCAGGCAGGAGGGCGUUCA
This is a messenger RNA of Lemur catta (Ring-tailed lemur), 3630 nucleotides long. RefSeq names its product kinesin family member 25 (gene KIF25). The record is from RefSeq and is a predicted model, not a curated record. Gene Ontology annotation, molecular function: microtubule binding; ATP binding; microtubule motor activity. Gene Ontology annotation, biological process: microtubule-based movement. The transcript is spliced from 14 exons. Bases 1652 to 3361 code for a protein of 569 amino acids. NCBI's taxonomy places the organism in Eukaryota, Metazoa, Chordata, Mammalia, Primates, Lemuridae.